AGAUAUGUUUGGCCAGAUGGAUUGAUCUGGGAAGGGGAUGUUUGCGAGGAAAAAUUAUGUGGAAGGGGCAUGUUGCGCUAUCCAGAUGGCUUGAUUACUGAAGGAGAGUUUAUCGAUGGCGAGAUUUUCGGUCAGGGAACUUUGAAAUGGCCGGAUGGGUCAUCGUAUUCUGGGGGACUGGUCGCAAACAGGAGGCAUGGCUAUGGAGUCUAUAAAUGGAAGGACGGAACAAUCUACAAAGGAGAAUAUGUGAAUGAUCUUCGUGAAGGUAAUGCUGGAUUCUAUCGAAGCUGCGGAUUCCAGUACUUGGGUAGUUGGCGUGAGGACAAGAUGCAUGGCGAG
Guillardia theta CCMP2712 is the source of this 342-nucleotide messenger RNA. RefSeq lists its product as hypothetical. The annotation marks the transcript as partial. The record is from RefSeq and is a predicted model, not a curated record. The transcript has 4 exons. NCBI's taxonomy places the organism in Eukaryota, Cryptophyceae, Pyrenomonadales, Geminigeraceae. Gene Ontology annotation, cellular component: cytosol.